This is a messenger RNA of Dreissena polymorpha, 1222 nucleotides long. RefSeq lists its product as uncharacterized. The record is from RefSeq and is a predicted model, not a curated record. NCBI's taxonomy places the organism in Eukaryota, Metazoa, Mollusca, Bivalvia, Myida, Dreissenidae. Bases 7 to 777 code for a protein of 256 amino acids. The transcript has 4 exons.
AACAACAUGGCCAGUAUUCCCCUGGGUGGUGAUCAGCUGAAUCGGGUAACAUUUGAUUCGGCACGCGUUCUGAGAUCUGGUACUCACAGUCGAACAGAGAGGUUUGACCAGUUGUCUCCAGUCAUCGAAGAACUAUUUCAUGUUCAGCAAGACUUGUUAGAGAAAAUCAUCAAAACCUUCUACAUACCAGAAACAGCUCGUGAAGAGGGAUCACUUGCCCAGUACAGAGCAAUUCUUCAUAGAACAAACGUUAAUGGUCAAGUUAAGGCUAAUGGAUAUGAAUCACACAAAGACUUCCUCAUUACUGUCACUAGAGCUCUUGUGAUAGAGUUAGCUUGUGAAAGAUGGGGGGCUGAUUGCAAGACAGACUUGGGGUCUCUGGUUCCGGAAGAAGUGAAGACUUCUAAUACCAAAGGGAAGAAGCAGUGGUUACAGGAGCAAGUGACCAAAGUGGUGGAUACACUGUUCUGCCCAUACUCUGCUCCAAAAGAUGCUAAAAUAUACCUUCGGCGCAGUGGCCAUUUGUACUGUGUUACGGUGCCUUCAAAAGAUGUCGGGAAAACCAUUGAUCUUAUCAUAAAUGGUGAAGCUGUCCGCAUAAGAGUGCCUGAAGAUUGUAAAACUGACGAAGCAGAAGAUGGUGUGUUUUCAUACAGCCUUGGGAUUGUCAGAGUUGCAAUGGAUUUUAUCAUGUUCAAUGAUGCAAUAAAAUCAGGUGAUAUAGACAUGAUUACAAUUCUUAUGAAACGAUUCAUUCCACUGUUUACAGGAGAAUAAUAUUAGUCUUGUCAAACACGUAAUUAGAGGACUUGGAGCCGGAAAAAGUGAUAAAGCUAUGCUAAGAAUAUCGAAGGCAGCACCUGUAAUCAGUGCAAUGGUAAAUGGACUAGAAGGAAGCAAGACACAUAAAGAUAGACACUCCAGAAAGUCAAUAUCAGAAGAUAUUUCAAGAUUAGGGGAUGCAAUUCGAAAAAUAAGGCCUUUCAACUAUCAGAAGGGUAGACAAAUGAAUCCUUUUAAGAAAAUUUCAUCAAAUGUGAUUGGUGCUGUGAACAAAGACAAAUUAAAGGACUUUAUAAUCAGGCACAGCUCCAGAGCAGUUAAUAAGCUUGCUUUUGAUGACAAUGAAGACUAAUAAGGGAUGCUGUUAAUGCCAAUAAGGACUCGUUAAAUUGAUUUUUGUAGUCAGAUCUUCAACACUUAUUUUUGCAGAAUUGAAAAA